AUGCCUUCUCUCUCUGCCUCCAACGCCCAGGGACGGGCCGCAAGGUAUCCUUGCCACGCUUGCUCGCGAUCCUUCGAUCGUCGUGACGUCCUCCGGCGGCACAUGCUGAUCCAUGAACGAAACCGGCCACUGCCCAAAUCUAGGAAGAAAGCUUGCAUUCCAUGCUCAAGGUCCAAAAUUCGCUGUCUUGGAGAGCUGCCGACUUGUUCAGCCUGCGACAAGAGAUCAUUAGCUUGUCAAUAUGCAGUCCCCAGGCCAGAGAGUCAGCCCCGGGAUCGCAGAGAGUCCACAUCUCCAGCAUCAUCAACAUUGGAUCGUAGCAUGAACGCCGACACACCCGGCUGGAGUGCUUCCACUAUCCCGGCAAGUGUCGAGCAAAACUCAGGUAGCCUACACGAUCCUUCAUCGAAUUUGGCGACCUCGAUUGGUUCAGGCCAAUCGUGGAAUACGCAGUCGCACGCUCCAGGUGACUCGCAACCGUACCGAGUAGGCCUCACCUCAGCUAACCCAACUGUGGAAACCACCGACUUUCGUCCCUCUCCCUCCUCGAACUCGGAUAUGAUGGGUUUGCUUCACAACGACUUCAAUUCUAAUCUAGAUUGGCUGUUGGAUCCGCAGCCUGAUAUUUUGCCAUGGCUCGAUCAUGGUGACUACAGUAUGGGCGACUGCUUUUCCAACAUUUUUGGAGCCUCUUUCCCGACAUUUGAGUCGCAUCUGCAGAGAACAGGGCAGAGCGUUCCUGCAUCACCACCAAGUAACGCAAGUAUGCAAACCUCGAUGCCUCCGAUAUCUGGCCUGCCCACCCCGAACCCGCGCGAGGACUGCGGCCCUGAUGACCCAUGGCCCAUGGCAUGGCAUGCCAGUAAAAUUCACCGCCUGCGGCUCCCGCCUCUCGAGGCCCCAGUCGACUUUGUCCAUCGGCCAUACUUCUCGCCACAUACCUACAUAGACACCAACAUCCUAACCGAGAUGCAGCGACUAGUCAACAUGUGCUCUGUAGAUAUCCAGGACCUCGAGCUUCCAGCCGCCUCCAAGCUAAAUCAUUGUAUCGACCUAUAUUUCGUAAACUUUAGUCAGGUUAUGGCUCUUGUCCAUCGUCCGACAUUCGAUCCCAGGGCCAGUAUUGUUGUCACACUCGCUAUGGUGGCCAUUGGCGUACUCUAUUCCGAUUUCACAGCCGCCAAAAAAUACUCAUACAGCCUAUCCGAACUGAUCCGGAAAAUCCUAGUUCUUAUGGAAGAAUACGACAGGAGAUUCGUGCGCACCGAGGACCAUCUUACAGCACAGCUUUUGCAGGGUUUUCACGGUUACUGUAGUGGUAGUCAACGUCUCUUCGAACUGAGCGAGACGUCACGUGGCUCCUUGGUCACCAACGCAAGGCGCAUGGGCUUGUUUAACAAAGAGACAGCCGACAGUAUCAGUCCGCCAACCGAGAUUGGCCCGGCCUGGCUCGACUGGAUCCGUAAGGAGAGGCUAAGGCGUGUCGGAUGGGGUGUUUAUAUCUACGACGCCUCUGUUUCUUAUCUCCACAACGUGCGCCCGUACCUGACAAUUGGAGAAGUCGCCAUGACCCUUCCCUCUAUGGAUCUAGAGUGGGACGCUGAGAGCGCUCAGUCUUGGGUGGCUCUGCAUUCACGAUCUGGGGAGAGCUCGCACAAGCUCACCCUCCGCAGCCUGAUGCGCUCACUCUUUGAUGGUUCGCCACAGCCAAUGGACAGGUUCAAGAUAGGCUCGCACAGAGCUUUGAUCGUGUCGACCUUGGUGCGGAUGAUCUGGUCAAACAAAGAACUGAUUGGCAACCCGGUGCAUGACUUAAUAGGCGACACCGAAGACCAGGACCGUGUGGCCCCUUUAAUUCCCGCACUAGACAUGUUCUUGGAGUCGCCUCUAGCUGAUCGGGAUCUGAGGACCCAGAAGCAGGCGACUAACCUGGUACGGCGGUUAAGCCUGGUGCAUAUCGGGCACCUUUACGCCGCUGGAGAGCUGAUGAACUGGCUUUACCCCCUCCUGCGAUGUAGGGAUAUCGAUGGGACGCUGGAGCGCCGGAUGCGACAGUGGAAAACAGAAAAGCCCCGACAGGUCCGUGAUGCCACCUUCCACGCGGCACAGAUCAUCGGACUAGUACAUCAUUUUGCAGACAACGGCCCGUACCAGGUCUUUGCUGUGUUCCAUGCCGGUGUCAUAUUGUUUUACAUGGCCAUGCUCCUCUCCUAUCCAGAUGACACCCGUGUUGGGGCAACGCCCGAGGUGUCGUCACCAAUGGAGCAUCUCCAGCUAGACUUUCUAGGUCUCCCCAAGGAUGAUAUGGCAGUCCGGGCCGCGAGAUGGGUUGAAGAUGGCCGUCCUGUCAUGAUUGGACUCCACGGGGUUCCUGACCUUUGUUCAGAGCAGGGACGCCUGCAGGUGCUCGAGAAGACAGCCGAUAUGCUUAGCCAAAUGGAACUAGUCUGGGGCGUUGCUGGAAACCUGCGCAAAGUUAUUCUACGGCUAAGAGACCGGUUGUAG
Fusarium poae is the source of this 2505-nucleotide messenger RNA. RefSeq lists its product as uncharacterized. The record is from RefSeq and is a predicted model, not a curated record. Gene Ontology annotation, molecular function: DNA binding; zinc ion binding; DNA-binding transcription factor activity, RNA polymerase II-specific. NCBI's taxonomy places the organism in Eukaryota, Fungi, Ascomycota, Sordariomycetes, Hypocreales, Nectriaceae. The transcript is spliced from 7 exons. The coding region runs from base 1 to 2505 and encodes 834 amino acids. Gene Ontology annotation, biological process: regulation of DNA-templated transcription; DNA-templated transcription.